Molecule: messenger RNA, 912 nt
Organism: Schistocerca gregaria
Lineage: Eukaryota; Metazoa; Arthropoda; Insecta; Orthoptera; Acrididae
Exons: 5
Coding region: 1-912 (303 amino acids)
Source: RefSeq, a predicted model, not a curated record
AUGUGGAGGAGAAAAGACACAAAUGCAAAGCUGUCCCAGACCAGAAGAUGUAUGAAGGAAAACAGAGAUGGAAUGAGAAUUGCACAACCAUGGAGUAAACUACGUAAGGCAAAAAUACCACAAUUGUUAUCCCUCAAGGAGUCAUAUUUGACAGUUGUGGAAGAACAAACAGAACCCCUUCAUAUGAAUAUUACAUGUGUACUGCCUUCACAAGUUCAUUUUUGGCUGAUCUUCACAAAUCCUAGUGUUGGAGAUUUCAUUAUCAAGCUGGAUAUUACACCAACUUUAGCUACACCGCAGGAAUUUAUUGGAGAAGUGGCUGUUGCUUCGCACUGUAGCUGUCAAAUAGAGCAACCACAGGAAAAUUCUGCUUGUCCUCGCACUGUAGCUAUGCAGAUUCCAUGUUGCAACCAUUCUCUCUGGUUUGCAGCUGCAGAGAUAUUAAGGAAUACUCUGGAGCAUCAUGAAUUUGAAUUUUGGAUCCAGUUCACAGAGACAAGAGUUGGAUUACUCUUACUAAACUGGUUUAUUGGACAGGAAGCAAAUUCAGCAUACAAAGAAUUGUCUCCUAUAUUCAAUACUAAUGUAACAUAUAAUAUCACUAGUAGUGCUACAAAGUAUGUGAAGGUGCAACAUGAAGUCACAGUCAAAGAUACUCUGAGUAAGGGCGUGGUUCGGCUUCCUAUUCAUAUUGAAGAAGGAGCACCAAACCCUCUCACGUUCUCACUAACAAUGACAAGCAAGGAUGAAUGUGAAAUUCGCACAUACCAAGUAUGUAUAAGGGAGAUACAGUCAGACCAUGAUUUGUUUGAUGAGCCCACAUUAAAGCAACUUUCUAAAGCAAAAUCUAUUAACCAUGACAUAAAAUCAAAACAUGCAUCUGGCAAGAGUAUAUCUCGCCACAGAAACUGA